This is a messenger RNA of Cyprinus carpio (common carp), 1224 nucleotides long. RefSeq names its product mapk-regulated corepressor-interacting protein 1. NCBI's taxonomy places the organism in Eukaryota, Metazoa, Chordata, Actinopteri, Cypriniformes, Cyprinidae. The record is from RefSeq and is a predicted model, not a curated record.
GUUUGCGCAUGCGCAUCUCUCUCAGCUUGUUCGGCUGAACCGGAAAUAAUUAGUUGGCAUUAGCAACGUUUCGGCCGAGCCAGGCCUGAAUACAAAGAUAGCUGAAGAAAGAGAAACACACAGACAGAAAACACUGAAGACCGGGCACACAUUGCUGUUGAGCCUCAUACUGAGACUGUGAGGCGAGAGACUGAACAGAAUGACGAGCUCCUCUACCCCUAGAAUGCACACGUACAAGAGGACUUCCAGCCCUCGAUCACCAACGAAUACAGGAGAGCUUUUCACACCCGCACAUGAAGAAAAUGUGCGCUUCAUCCACGACACUUGGCUUUGUGUUUUGAGAGACGUUAAAUCUCCACAAAGCAGUGAGCGUAAUGAUCGUGGACCGCAGGAGUAUGUGGAGAAAAACCCAAAUCCCAACCUACAUUCUUUUAUACCAGUGGACCUGAGUGACCUUAAGAAGCGGAGCACACAAGACUCCAAGAAGUCUUAGACCCUUCCCUCUCUCUCUGAUCCAGCAGGGGGUUUGUUUUUGUCCUUCCUUUUACAUUUGGGACCUUUUUACUCUCUCAGUCUUCUGUUUGCCAACAAAGAGCGACCAGCUGGGAUGUUUGGCCACAUUAGUCCAGAAAGCUUCUCUCGUCUCUGCCUCGUGGACCUGUGGUCUGGACUUACAGGCUGAUGUCUAUUUAUGCGUUUCAUUUUCAAGAGCCGGUCGAGUGGCCAUUCCCUGUUUUUCAUGUUCAUCCGGGCUCUCUGAUCUUUUUUUUUUUUGCAGAUGGGAAAAUAACAAAGACCUGUUACAGGAUUUGUUUUUUUACUUCUUGGUUUUGAGUUUAGAAUCUUCUUCAUGUGCUUUUUUUUUUUUUUGGUGUGGAGAUGGGAAAGGCAAAGCACAGUGAUGCUUAAACUGUUGGACAGACGCUACACAGACUUUCUCAAAAUGGGCCGCAGUCCUGGAAUUGACUCCUUUUUGGAAACCGCCGGCGAGCGACUGACUGUUCAGUUAGUUUCAUUGAUUGAUUGAUUGAUUGGUUGGUAGAAGAAUUUAGUGAGUUUUGUCUGGUAGGACGGGUAAGUUUGGCUCGGCAAAUAUUUUUUAGUGAACGUACCUCCAUUUUUAACCAUGAAAUGAUACCUUCAAGAACUUUAAGUAGACUUUUUUCCAAAUCUUUCGUUCCCAGCCUUUAAAAUAAAAUUAAAAUAAAGAUUACUUUUAUGUUA